AUGUUAGGGAGCAUUGCGGUUUUCGCCACAGGCAGCGCCAUGACAGCGACUUCAAAAGCUGCGGAAGAUGGCGUAAGCCCUUACGCGCAGGCGACCAUUGACGAUGUUGCUGACCACAUCCAGUACAUUGGAUGCUUGCUCGGCUAUCGUCAUGUCGAUUUGGGGCCUGACUUCGACGGCAUGUCGGCGGAGACUGACAGUUUGAACGAUGUGAGUCAGUAUUCAGAUGUCAUGCGCGUCCUACUGGAUCGCAGUGUCGGGAUGUCGGAGCUGCCAGUUGUGGUGAGAGGGGAUGUGUUCCGAAUACUGCGGGCUGUCGAGAAUGUGGCAACGUCGCUGAGGGAGAGGAAGCCCCUGGAGAAUGAUGUGCGGCUCACUCUCCUAGCGUACAGUUGUUUCUGGGGCCGACUUCUCUCAACCUAG
Molecule: messenger RNA, 423 nt
Organism: Aspergillus campestris IBT 28561
Lineage: Eukaryota; Fungi; Ascomycota; Eurotiomycetes; Eurotiales; Aspergillaceae
Product: Metallo-dependent hydrolase
Exons: 2
Coding region: 1-423 (140 amino acids)
Biological process (GO): proteolysis
Molecular function (GO): metallodipeptidase activity
Source: RefSeq, a predicted model, not a curated record